Molecule: messenger RNA, 996 nt
Organism: Periconia digitata
Lineage: Eukaryota; Fungi; Ascomycota; Dothideomycetes; Pleosporales; Periconiaceae
Source: the annotation of a GenBank genome assembly
CGUCGGUGUCUAGUUCGAAUGAGGCAGCUCUCGCGCACUGUUUUGACUCUCGGCAGGAUCGAUUUAUCAUUACCGAUGCUCCAUAUGGGGACUGGAAUCCAAAUACCAGUAUCUUACGAUUGACAGAGCGACAUGGUCAUCCGGUCAUCUAUCUGGAUAUAUGUGGUACAGAGACUGUGGACUCUACUGCGUCUGAAGAUGGAACUGGUAGUCCUGUAGGCAAGCCUGUCAUUGUGAAGCAGUCGGAUGAGACGUACCAAUAUGGUAUCGUGGAUCCUACGGCCGACCUAUCUCUCGAAACGUCACUCCCCCCAACGCUCAAAUUCGAAAAUCGCGGGAUGCGCUAUCGAAUGCGACUUGAGGUGUCCCCAGAAGUGAAUUUCAUCAUGGGAGAUUUUGGGCAUCAAAUUACGUCAGAGGUUACCUCGAGUUUGCGUGUUCCAGCGCGGGCAGCAUUCGAAGCAACGUCUGUUGACAACCAUCAAAAGCAGGAUCUCUAAGCAGAUACACCACUCUCAACUGUUUCCUACGUGACAUGCCGGGAUGAUACAAGUCCAUUGAAACAACCUUGCUCGAGCGCAUGUGAAGCUUGACACCAAGAUGGUCCUGUCCUAUAGGACGACGCCGAUAAGUUUACUCGCCCAACAGAGAGUUUAACAGCUUUCAACAUCACGGAGAACACUCGGUCUACGCUCCUUGUUUUAGUCAUUCUAUACAAGAUCAGAAUUGUAUCAUGCGCGGAAUACCUGUCGUUCACAACCAAUCAUAAUCGUUUUGGGCGAGUGGCUCCAAUUACCACCAAGACAGCGCGAUUCGCUCCGGUUGUUCCCGAAUCUCCACGCCAUCACCGAGCCAAAUCCGUUCGCCACGCCACCAUCAGCCAAUGGCCUCCUGAUACGCCGUCAAAUUUUCUUUUUGAGGAGCAAUUUUUCACCUGCUACAAUUUUUCUUCAUAUCUAAACACAGAUAGCAGUCUUGGUGAUAUUAGCGCGUUCC